This is a messenger RNA of Gracilinanus agilis (Agile Gracile Mouse Opossum), 2567 nucleotides long. It is a transcript of the gene TBX15, whose product is annotated as T-box transcription factor 15. Gene Ontology annotation, cellular component: nucleus. Gene Ontology annotation, molecular function: RNA polymerase II cis-regulatory region sequence-specific DNA binding; DNA-binding transcription factor activity, RNA polymerase II-specific. The transcript is spliced from 8 exons. Bases 429 to 2237 code for a protein of 602 amino acids. The record is from RefSeq and is a predicted model, not a curated record. NCBI's taxonomy places the organism in Eukaryota, Metazoa, Chordata, Mammalia, Didelphimorphia, Didelphidae. Gene Ontology annotation, biological process: cell fate specification; regulation of transcription by RNA polymerase II; positive regulation of DNA-templated transcription.
GGUGGGGACACCAGCCAGCACCGCUCAGCUGUCCCGGAGCCUCUACCACGGCAGCCGCUGCUGCCGCCUCCGCUCCGCCGGGGUCCAGCGCCACAGCCUCUUGCCCAAGCUCAUGUAGCAAUACUGUCCCCGCCACGAGCCCAGGUCCCUAAUUGCCGGGGGCGGCGGAGGACGCUUUCCGGAGUUGGAGGAGGAGUGAGUGGGUUAGCGGUGCCGGGCUGUUGGGGGGGUGGGGGGAGGGGUAGAGAGGACUCAGAAGCCACCACCUCCGCCAGCACUGAGACCCACUGCCGCAGCCGCUGCUGCUCUAGCCGGCCUCCUUCGCCGCUGCCUCUUCCCUGCUCAGGCUCCGCGGGCCGCUCCGUCUUAGCGCACGAUUUGGAGCCGGCCACUGGUGGGCUGGCGGUCCAGGGCGCAGGGCGGCUAAGAUGAGUGAAAGGAGAAGAUCUGCAGUCGCCUUGAGCUCCCGAGCACAUGCUUUCUCCGUAGAAGCCCUGAUUGGGACAAAUAAAAAGCGCAAACUGCGAGACUGGGAGGAAAAGGGUUUGGAUCUGUCCAUGGAGUCCCUGAGCCCCGCGGGACCCCUAGGAGACGGCGAGGAAGCGGCUCACUGCCUGGAGCCCCACCCCGACUCAGAGCAGAGCACUGGUUCAGACACGGAGGUGCUCACAGAGAGGACAUCUUGCUCCUUUGAGUCUCACCCGGAUCUUACGUCAGGUGCUCCUGGUCCCCCACCGCCCCCCAUUUCAUCCAUGGAGGAGAUACAGGUUGAGCUCCAAUGUGCUGACCUCUGGAAAAGGUUCCAUGACAUUGGGACAGAGAUGAUCAUUACCAAGGCUGGCAGGCGGAUGUUUCCAGCCAUGAGAGUGAAAAUUACAGGUCUGGACCCUCACCAGCAGUAUUACAUAGCAAUGGACAUUGUACCCGUGGAUAAUAAGAGAUACAGAUAUGUGUAUCACAGCUCCAAGUGGAUGGUGGCCGGCAAUGCUGACUCCCCCGUACCCCCAAGAGUUUAUAUCCAUCCUGAUUCUCUGGCCUCUGGAGACACAUGGAUGAGGCAGGUGGUCAGUUUUGAUAAACUCAAACUGACCAACAACGAAUUGGAUGACCAAGGACAUAUUAUACUGCACUCUAUGCACAAGUAUCAACCCCGAGUCCAUGUGAUCCGAAAAGACUUCAGUAGUGAACUCUCUCCUACUAAGCCUGUCCCUGUGGGGGACGGAGUGAAAACUUUCAACUUCCCAGAGACUGUCUUCACCACAGUCACAGCCUAUCAGAACCAGCAGAUCACCAGAUUAAAAAUUGAUCGAAACCCCUUUGCUAAAGGCUUCAGGGAUUCUGGGAGAAACAGGACUGGACUGGAGGCCAUUAUGGAAACAUAUGCUUUCUGGAGACCACCUGUGCGUACACUCACCUUUGAGGAUUUCACCACCAUGCAGAAACAGCAAGGGGGCAGCACAGGCACCUCUCCAACCACCUCCAGCACUGGGACCCCAUCCCCUUCUGCUUCUUCUCAUCUCUUGUCUCCAUCCUGUUCUCCUCCCACCUUUCAUCUGGCCCCUAACACUUUCAACGUGGGCUGCCGGGAGAGCCAGCUAUGCAACCUGAACCUCUCCGACUAUCCACCCUGUGCCAGGAGCAACAUGGCUGCCUUGCAGAGCUACCCGGGCCUGAGUGACAGCAGCUACAACCGGUUGCAGAGCGGUACGGCCUCGGCCAGCCAGUCCUCAGAAUCCUUCAUGCCUCAGAGGACUCCAUCCCUGAUCUCAGGAAUACCUACUCCUCCCUCGUUGCCCAGCAAUGGCAAGAUGGAAGCCUAUGGUAGCCAGCUGGGCUCUUUCCCUGCCUCCCAGUUUCAAUAUGUCAUGCAGGCAGGCAACCCAGCCUCGAGCUCUUCCUCCCCGCAUGUGUUUGGUGGCAGCCACAUGCAGCAGAGCUCCUACAAUGCCUUCUCCCUUCACAACCCCUACAAUCUCUACGGUUACAACUUCCCCACCUCCCCCAGGCUAGCUGCGAGCCCAGAGAAACUGAGCACCUCCCAAAGCACUUUACUCUGUUCAUCUCCCUCCAACGGAGCCUUUGGCGACCGGCAGUAUCUGCCCACAGGGAUGGAACACGGCAUGCAUAUGAUCAGCCCCUCUUCGGCCAAUCAGCAGACGGCCAACACCUGUGACAGCCGGCAAUACGGGUCCGUCCCGGGCUCCUCCUCCUCCCAGAUGUCUGUGCAUAUGGUUUAAUGGGGGACCUGACCUCUCAUUGCCAAAGCCCCGCCGCUGUUUCCAAGAAGGCGUCCUCAUUGUCAGGAGCUCAGAGCUUUUUUUUUUUUCUUCUGAAGGGGUGGGGGGAAAAGAACCUCAACAGCGAAGAGAUACCCCCAAACUCUCACGGGACACUUGAGACGGAACUUAUAUCUGACUUCCUGGCCCACGCUCACAAUAUCCAAAGACUUAGCCUUGCUAUCCAGCGUCUAACCUCCAACCCUAAGUGGCCUUUGGAAAGAUGGGACAAUCAUUUUAUAUUAAUAUAAGAGAGAGGCUAGAGUGUAGCAGCCAAUGAAACAUGCGUAU